Molecule: messenger RNA, 2113 nt
Organism: Nicotiana tabacum (common tobacco)
Lineage: Eukaryota; Viridiplantae; Streptophyta; Magnoliopsida; Solanales; Solanaceae
Source: RefSeq, a predicted model, not a curated record
CUCUAUGUUAUUUAUUCACAGCUAAUGGCCCAAAAAGAAGCCUUUGGAGAAAAUGUAGAGCUGGAGAUUGUUGGUAGUGUGAAGGACGCUCAAGCUGUUGCCCGUCAGCAAGCAAAUAAAGACACUGGUGUGUCUGCCAGCUUAGAGAGCUCUAAAGUUGAUGAUGAUAUAGAUGAGGAAGAUGAUGGACAACGGAGAAGAAAGCGUCCCAAAAAGAUACCCAGCAAGGAAAGUCUGGAGCAGGCUGGAAUUUAUCAAACUCACCCACUUAAAGUCACACUUCAUAUACACGAUGAUGAGAUACAAUCUACAAAACUUGUCACCUUGAAGUUUGAGUACUUAAUUAAGUUGAAUAUUGUGUGUGUUGGAGUUGAAGGCUCUCAAGAGAAUCCUGAUAAUGACAUCUUAUGCAAUUUAUUUCCGGAUGACACAGGCCUUGAGCUUCCACGCCAGUCAGCUAAGCUAAUUGAUCAUUCUAUUGUGUUCGAUGAAAGGAGAACGUCACGACCAUACAAGUGGGCCCAGCAUCUGGCAGGCAUCGACUUUUUACCUGAGGUGUCACCAUCACUUAGGGGUUUUGAGACUUCAAAUGAUGAAACAGCAAAACACGCUGCUGUUAUCUCUGGUCUAUCAUUGUAUCGGCAGCAAAAUCGGGUGCAAACGGUUGUGCAACGGAUUCGUGCUCGGAAAAAGGCUCAGCUGGCUCUAGCGGAGCAGUUCGACUCUCUAAUGAACCUAAACUGGCCAGUUCUAGCCAGUAGAAGUGUUCCUUGGGCCUCACACGAUCCUCGCUGUAGUUUGCAUGCAUGGGUCCCUCUUUGUCCAUCUCCUAGUCAGGUUUCAACAUUGGCUGUCGCAGAAAUAGAACAAGUUCAGCUUCCUACAGAAGUUGUGGUGGACGGGAAAUCUGCCUCUUCAAAAGAAGAGGUAGAAAGCACGAGGGAGGAUGGGGAGCUUCCAUCUUUAGUUCCAGUCACUUCUAUAAAUGAUACUAAUGUCACUCCAAAUAAAAGAAUCAAUUUUGAUCCGUCCACAAAGCUGGCUUUCAUUUCAAAGAGUGCCAGCUCUCCAAUUAUAAAGGGGAAGUCACCAAGUUUUAAGAAAUACGGAGAUGAUGCAGAUCUUAUUCUGGAAUCAGAUAGUGAAGUGGAUGAUACUGUGCAGGUUGGGCAGGAUAGUAAUAAUACCCCUGGACUUGCUGGGUUCAGUGACAAGUCAUGGGUGGACUGCAAGGUUCAGGAAUAUUGUCUCGUUCUGACAAGAAAGAUGGAUAACGAGGAAAGAAAAAUGAAAUUGGAAUCCAAGAUCAAAAUCAGCAAGGAGUAUCCACUUAGGCCUCCUCUUUUCACAUUGAGCCUUUAUGAGGCGAUACAGUCGGAGAACUUUUCUAUGGUGGAUAGUUCUGUGUGGUACAAUGAACUUCGCAGCAUGGAAGCAGAGGUCAAUGCUCACAUAAUAAACGCUAUACCUGCAGAUGAAGAAAACUUAGUCUUGGCUCAUCAGGUUCGUUGUCUUGCCUUGCUGUUUGACUUUUAUGCUGAAGAUGGGGAGUCAUCGUCUGAGAAGAGAAAGAGCACUUCUGUGAUUGAUGUUGGUUUGUGCAAACCUAUGACUGGUCAGCUUGUCGCUCGAUCAUUUAGAGGUAGAGAUCAUAGGAAGAUGAUCUCAUGGAAAGACAGCUCUUGCACCCCUGGCUAUCCGUACUAAGGUAAUAUCCCAAUGUUGUUACAUUUUGUAUUAUUAUUUCUCAAAUGCUGGGUUGUUUAAAUCCAUGUGAUUGGUCUUUCGUGCUAUACCAUGUACUACUGAGAUUCACGUUGCAACAUGCCUAGUUAAAAUGUUAUGACUCCUGUUGCACAUCUUUUCAUAAUGAUGGGCAUGAUGAUAGCCACUUCCUGUUGCACCUGAAUUGGUUAGACAAUGGCUGAUUGUUUAUUUGGUCAAAGAACAUGGUGGCGUUCUGCAUUGCCAGUUGAGGGAGAUAUUUGAAAUGAUAUUGUUAGCACGUUUCAAGUUCUGACAUUGUUUAAGAUGUUCGCCAGAUCAAACUGCAGAAUUGUAAAACCAAUAAGUUAUAGAUAUAGCAUAUCUGUUUCGACGGCAUCUUUUUAUA